AUGGAAAGGAAGGUUAAUAAUCAUGGAGAAGAGGAAGAGGUGCAUCUCCAGCUCCACUCGACGAUCCCAUUGCUAACUCCAUAUAAGCUCGGAAAUUUCCAGCUAUCUCACAGAAUAGUUUUGGCUCCUCUAACAAGGCAAAGGUCUUAUGGCAAUAUUCCACAACCACACGCCAUAUUGUACUACAGUCAGAGAACCUCCAAAGGUGGCUUGCUCAUAUCCGAGGGAACGACGAUAUCUGAAACAGGCAUAGGAACUCCUGGAAUUUGGACAAAAGAACAAGUUGAAGCAUGGAAGCCAAUUGUGAAAGCAGUUCAUGACAAAGGUGGUAUCUUCUUUUGCCAAAUGUGGCAUGUUGGAAGAGUUUCAAACAAUGUUUUUCAACCUAAUGGACCAGCUCAGGUAUCAUCUACAGAUAAACCAAGAGUAUUUGCUAAUAAUUUUUCAAAAUUUUCACCAUCGGCCCGACUAAAGACUGAAGAAAUUCCUCAAAUUGUUAAUGACUUCAAACCAUCUGCUAUUAAUGCAAUUGAAGCAGGUUUUGAUGGAAUCGAGAUUCAUGGUGCUCAUGGUUAUCAAAUUGACCAGUUUUUGAAAGAUCAUGUGAAUGAUCGUACAGAUGAGUACGGAGGGUCUUCGGAGAACCGUUGUAGAUUUGCUCUCGAAGUAGUUGAUGAGAUUCGAAUCCCCUUUGCCAAUGAGGAAAGCAUUCAAAGGUACUUUAUUGCUGCUGGAGGGUAUGAUAUGGAUGAAGGUAAUGUUGUUGUGGCUGAAAAUCGGGUUCAUCUUGUUGCAUGUGGGCGUUUGUUCUUGGCGAAUCCUGAUUUGCCUAAGAGGUUCGACUUGAAUGCUCGUCUCAAUAAGUAUCACAGGGAAACUUUCUACACAUUGGAUCAUGUUGUUGGUUACACCGAUUAUCCAUUAAUCCUGGAAACCAUUUCCUAA
Messenger RNA from Oldenlandia corymbosa var. corymbosa, 945 nucleotides. The record is from the annotation of a GenBank genome assembly. Lineage: Eukaryota; Viridiplantae; Streptophyta; Magnoliopsida; Gentianales; Rubiaceae.